GUCCGAACCCAACUGCAUAUAAAUCAUCAUGUCUCCCCCACCAUUUCUCCAUCCCUCCCAUCCUCACCAAUACUUAUCCUCCUCUUCUCCUUAGCUAUUGCCGAGCUACUAAUUUCCUUAAUUAAUUAUCAUCAUCAUCAUCAGCAGCAACAAAACUAAAUUAUAGUUAACCUCGGAAUUGAAUUGAAGAUCAUAUCAGACAUGAAUCUAAGUGUUAAUGGUGAGUCCCAGGUGCCUCCUGGAUUCCGGUUCCAUCCCACCGAGGAAGAGCUUCUUCACUAUUACUUGAGGAAGAAGGUUGCCUCCCACAAGAUUGAUCUUGAUGUUAUUCCUGAAGUUGAUCUUAACAAGCUUGAACCUUGGGAUAUUCAAGAGAAGUGUAAGAUAGGAUCAACCCCACAGAAUGAGUGGUACUUCUUCAGCCACAAAGACAAGAAGUAUCCGACCGGAAGUCGGACAAAUCGAGCGACGGCUGCCGGAUUCUGGAAGGCCACCGGGCGAGACAAAGUGAUACACUCCAAUUCUAGAAGAAUUGGUCUGAGGAAAACCUUAGUGUUCUACAAAGGUCGAGCUCCUCGUGGCCAGAAAUCCGACUGGAUCAUGCAUGAAUAUAGGUUGGACGACAAUACCUCCCAUGAUAAUGUCACUGGUACAAAUUUGGUAGGGGAGAUGAGUAGUGGUCCAGAAGAAGGUUGGGUGGUCUGCAAAGUUUUCAAGAAGAAACUCUACCACAAGGCGGCCAUGGAGUAUCAACAUCAUCCUCAGACCCACCACCAGCGAAACGACGGCGUUCUCGACCAAAUACUCACCUACAUGGGAAGAUCCUCCUCGUCCAAACACCACCUCGCCGGAGAAACAAAAAACAUCCUCCUCGCCGGCGCCGGCGCCGACGAAAACUCACCGCCGCCGCCGCCGCCGCAAUUCCUCCACAUGCCGCCGCUCGAAACCACCACCCCAUCCGCCGUGGACAUCUCCCACAUCAUCCCCUCCUUCGACGACAUGUUGGCCGACACCCAACCCUUCUACCCUUGCUACGACGGCGCCGGCGCCGACCCUCACGGCGGCUUAGACUUUUCCCUGGACUGCUAUGGAGCGCAUCCGACGGUGGAUGAUGAUCUACGACCCUACGAUCAUAAUCAGAUCUCUCAAGUCCAUUCCACACUUAUUAUGGACCCCUUAUCUCACUUGUCUGUAUAGAUUUAUAUAUAUACAUAUAGUAAUUAUAUAUACCUAUGGCUAGAAGUCAGAAUAAUAUAUGAUUGAUAUAUAGAAUCAUAUACACAUAUAUACUUUUUGUUUUAUAUACAUACAUAGAUACAUAUAUGAUUGUGUAUCACUAUAUGUAUAUAUGUAUGUAACCAUGCAUGCAUGCAUAAUAUGCUUUAGGAAUAUGGUAAUGCUAUUUGUGUCGAAUUUUGUAUCAUCUCGAUCAUAUAAAGUUUGAUUUGUUUGGCUUGUGACUAGACUUGGGCAAUUUGCUAAUUCAUAGUGGUUAGUUAAUGGAUAUGAAACUUUUUUU
Molecule: messenger RNA, 1519 nt
Organism: Ipomoea nil (Japanese morning glory)
Lineage: Eukaryota; Viridiplantae; Streptophyta; Magnoliopsida; Solanales; Convolvulaceae
Product: NAC domain-containing protein 12-like
Exons: 3
Coding region: 202-1197 (331 amino acids)
Biological process (GO): regulation of DNA-templated transcription
Molecular function (GO): DNA binding
Source: RefSeq, a predicted model, not a curated record